Molecule: messenger RNA, 1639 nt
Organism: Cryptomeria japonica (Japanese cedar)
Lineage: Eukaryota; Viridiplantae; Streptophyta; Pinopsida; Cupressales; Cupressaceae
Product: DNA repair protein XRCC4
Exons: 5
Coding region: 284-1414 (376 amino acids)
Biological process (GO): response to X-ray; positive regulation of ligase activity; double-strand break repair via nonhomologous end joining
Cellular component (GO): nucleus; DNA ligase IV complex; DNA-dependent protein kinase-DNA ligase 4 complex
Molecular function (GO): DNA binding
Source: RefSeq, a predicted model, not a curated record
UUUAAAUUGACACAUCACCAGAUUCGCCAGGCGCCUGCCAAAAUAGCGGGAAAUGGGACACGAAGCUUGUAAUGCACGCUCGCUUCCACGCAAACAUCUACUGCAAUUCAAGGAUAUCAAAAUUCACCCCGCCAAAAUUCGCCGCCAGAUAAAUUUCGUUGGAAUUCAAUUUCUGUGCCAAAAUCGCCGGCCUACAAAGAAACCUGCAAAUUUAAAACCCUAAUUUUCAUCUGUUUGGAUCCGAGAUCAGGCAAGUUAAGCAAACAAGAGAAGAUAUAGGUCAAUGGAGAUAUUGAGCGCAGAUACGUGCGUUCGUAUAGAAACAGAAAACAAGGAAAGAAUAAUAUAUGUAAAGGGCAGCUGGUCACCCUCCUCUUUCAUUCUCAAGAUAACAGACGGUCUUCAUGCUUGGAUUUGCUCUGGUGCAGAGCAAAUUGUGGCCGAUCGUGCAAGCCAAUGGGACCAGUCUGCUUCAGAGUAUCUGGCAGAUGCACAAAAGCAUCUUACUCACCAGCAGCCAGGCUCGGUAUAUUCUUUUAAGUCUGCUGGAAAUGGUGACAUGAGGUUGUCAUGGACAUUAGAGAAGGAAGGCACCAAGCUGGAAUGGCGAUGGAAAUGUGAAAAAGCACCAAAUGAUCAGCAAGUGACAUCUGAGAUAUUGGACUUCUUGCUUGAUGCAAAUACAAGAUUGAGUGAAGAAGUUGUUCGGAAGACACGCUCAUUUGACAGAAUGAAAGUGGAGGCCGAAAAAUGCCUAGCACAGAGUGAGAAAUUCAAGAAUGAGAAGAUUGAGUUUGAAUCUGCUAUCUAUGUGAAGUUUGUUGCUGUGCUUAAUUCAAAGAAAGCAAAACUCCGAGAACUACGACAGAGAUGCUUGCAUUUUGAACAAGCAACUGAGAAGGUUCAAGACGAUGAGCAGGAGUUCUCUGAUGAAGAAACAGACAAGGAGAGUGACCAAAGUAAUGAUGAAGGAAGCAGUGCGGUUCCUACACAUGAUGAUUCAAAGAACAUUGCAGAUGCAGAUUUUAAAAAGAAACCUACGAGGAAUGUGAGUGAAGAAAUUCCACCAGCAUCUACACAAGUCAGAGAUGGAGAAAAUAAAAACUCUGAAAAUGAAAAACAAAAUUCAAUGAAUGAAACAACAGACCUAGAUGAUUUAAAAAAGAAACCUGUGAAGAAUGCCUAUAAAAAAGGUCCAACAGCAUCUAAACAAGUCACAGAUAGAGAAAAUCAAAACUUAGAAAAUGAAAAGCAAAAUUUAAAAAAUGAAACAACUGAUCUAGAUGCAACACAAGUUUUAGAUGAAGCAGAUGUUUCUAAGUUUUUUAGUCAGGGGGAGCCUUUAUCAUCUGCUGCAGCUCUGCUUGCUGUUCCUGAAUACACAAGUGCACCUAAGAGAAGGCGUCGAGUAUGAUAUGCACGACUUCAUGUUUUCAUUUCAUUUUAUAAGCACAGAACUUUGCUACCAUUGCCUUGUAUUUUUACAGUGUACUGAUAACAUGAUAAAUAAUUCCAAGAAUUUGUGCAUAAUGUGGAUCUUUUUAUGCUCUUUGCUAAAGGAUCAAUUCCUGGACUUCGUGUAAUUUGUGGGAUAUAUCAGAGUUUCUAAAUUGAUAUGUGGUGCGUUCUCAUUUCUUCA